AUGAAAGACAAACACAACAAGGCGGCCCGAGUUCCCCUCAUAUGCUUUACCCCAGGUCGUGACCCCACUCUUCUGGGUUGGGGCAACUCCUUCAAGUGCCAAGUGCGGCAAAGUGUUCGGCAACAGGGUCAUCUGUUCAUUCACAAGAAUGUCCACGCGGAGGUGAGGCCCUUCGGAUGCGACACCUGCGGCAGGCGCUUCAGUCAGAAGGGAAACCUCCUUCGCCACUCGCUCUUGCACACCAACGAGAAGCCCUUCGGAUGCGGCGUCUGCAGGAAGUUCUUCGUGCAAAAGGCUCACUUGGUGAAACACGUGGUGGUUCACAGGCAGAGGCUGGCUGCCCUCAAGAGGUGUCGGCGGAGGGAGGCGUUGGAGCGAGGGUCCUCCGCUGAGGCCAAGGAGGGCGCCCUCAGGUGCAAGGUCUGCGGAUUACAGUUCAGGCGGAUUUUCCAGCUGAUGGAACACCUGAAGGCCCAGCAUAUUCUCGGAAGGGAAAGGAAAUAG
Penaeus vannamei (Pacific white shrimp) is the source of this 504-nucleotide messenger RNA. The record is from RefSeq and is a predicted model, not a curated record. NCBI's taxonomy places the organism in Eukaryota, Metazoa, Arthropoda, Malacostraca, Decapoda, Penaeidae.